Nestor notabilis (Kea) is the source of this 9195-nucleotide messenger RNA. RefSeq names its product Dmx-like 1 (gene DMXL1). The transcript has 44 exons. Lineage: Eukaryota; Metazoa; Chordata; Aves; Psittaciformes; Psittacidae. The coding region runs from base 427 to 9033 and encodes 2868 amino acids. Gene Ontology annotation, biological process: vacuolar acidification. The record is from RefSeq and is a predicted model, not a curated record. Gene Ontology annotation, cellular component: RAVE complex. Gene Ontology annotation, molecular function: protein binding.
GCAUCAGGAUGUGAUAUUGUGGUACUGGGGACUGACUUUGAAAGAUUACAGAUAAUCCCUGGUGCAAAACAUGGAAACAUUCAAGUGGGAUGUGUGGACUGUUCAGUGCAACAGGGGAAGAUUGCAGCUUCUUACGGAAAAGUGAUUUGUAUCUUUGAGCCAGUUAGCCUCGUGAAGCAGAACAAAAGUCUGACGUUACAUUAUCAGUGGCAGAAGAAUGCUCAAAUCUUACUGGAAGCCAUAGCACAUAAUCUAACAUGGGAUCCCACAGGCACUCGCCUUUUGACUGGUUCCAGUUGUCUUCAGCUGUGGUCCAGCAUCCCUUUGGAAAACCGUUCUGACAAUGACAAUACUGAAAGAACAGAUGUUGGACAUGGCGAAUGGCAGUGUAUCUGGCAGUGCAAAACUGCUUCUCAAGUUUGUUUAAUGAAAUUCUCACCAGAUGGGGAGUUUUUUGCUACUGCUGGAAAGGAUGAUUGUCUUGUGAAAGUAUGGUACAAUACAGACAGCUGGCGAUCAGCUGUAACACCACCUGGUGCAAGCCCAGAAAAACAAGCAAAAGAAGUUGAUUUUUCAUUUGUUUAUUUGGCUCAUCCUCGAUCAGUAAAUGCAUUUUCAUGGAGGAAGACAAGUAAAUUCAUGCCACGUGGUGCUGUCUGCAAUGUUCUUCUGACUUGCUGUAAGGAUAAUGUUUGUCGUAUCUGGGCAGAGACUUUGUUACCCAAUGACAGUCUGUUGUAUAGUGGAGGAUACAACGAUCGGAGUGAAGCAGCAAACUUCACAAAUAACUUCAAGAGAAAUACUUCAAGUAAGGAAAAAGUGCAAAAUGUCUUAGAGUUAAACCUGAGGCACUUCCGACGAGGAAGGAGGAGGACAGGUGCUGUUGUAGCACAUACUGGAUAUGCUCCACAUCAGCGAGAUGCCCACGAAGUUCACAGGAACAUCCUUCCUCAUGCAAAUGCACUUUGUCAUUUCCAUAUUGCUGCCAGUAUCAAUCCAGCCACAGAUAUUCCUCUCCUCCCUUCUAUAACAUCUCUGAGUCUUGGUGAAAAUGAAGAAAAAAGUGGACCUUUUGUUGUGCACUGGCUGAACAAUAAAGAACUUCAUUUUACCUUAUCCAUGGAAGUAUUCUUGCAACAACUUAAAAAGAGUUUUGAGCAUCAUUCCCCUGAGACUAACACUGAGGAAUCUAGUCAAAUGGAUGGCAGAACAGAAGAAGAAGUUAAUGAAAAUGGAGAUGAACAAAAAGGAAACCAAGAAAAGAAGGAACUGGGUGAUGAGAAAACUACUGCAAAUUCAAGCUUUGUUCCUUUAUCUUCUGCUGUUAUUGACCAUGAAAUUGAAAUACUACUUUCUGAAUGGAGUAAAAAUGCCGACAUGCUCUUCAGUAUACAUCCUAUGGAUGGUUCACUGCUGGUAUGGCAUGUGGACUGGCUAGAUGAAUACCAGCCUGGCAUGUUUCGCCAGGUGCAGGUGUCAUUUGUCUCAAGAAUUCCUGUUGCAUUUCCAACAGGUGAUGCAAACUCUCUUUGCAGAAGCAUAGUGAUGUAUGCUUGUACCAAAAAUGUUGACUUAGCUAUUCAACAAGGCAAACAAAAGCCUCCUGGCCUUACACGAUCUUCAUCUAUGCUUAUCUCUUCUGGACACAGUAAAUCCACCAACAGUUUAAAACUAAGUAUCUUCACACCUAAUGUUAUGAUGAUUUCCAAACAUGCAGAUGGGUCAUUGAACCAGUGGCUAGUGAGUUUUGCUGAGGAAUCUGCUUUUUCAACUGUACUCAGUAUUUCACAUAAAUCCCGAUACUGUGGUCACCGUUUUCAUCUUAAUGACUUGGCUUGCCACUCAGUAUUACCACUGCUGCUUACAACCUCACAUCACAAUGCUCUAAUUACACCAGAUGUUGAGAAUGCGAAACAGGCAAAUGAUUCUUUAAAGUCUCAGGAGUCACCAGUAAGAUUUCAGAGUAGAGGCAAUGCAAGUGUUACAUCCCAGGAUCCCAAUGCAGUUUACAGUGAACUUAUCCUUUGGAGAGUUGACCCUGUUGGGCCUUUGUCCUUUUCUGGUGGAGUCUCUGAACUUGCUCGGAUCAAUUCUCUCCAUGUUUCAGCUUUUUCUAAUGUUGCAUGGCUGCCCACACUUAUACCCAGCUACUGCCUUGGUGCAUACUGUAAUUCUCCAAGUGCCUGCUUUGUGGCUAGUGAUGGACAGUAUUUGAGAUUAUAUCAAGCUGUAAUAGAUGCCAAGAAACUUUUGUGUGAGCUCUCCAAUCCAGAAAUUUCUAAAUAUGUUGGUGAAGUUUUUAACAUCGUAAGUCAGCAAUCUACGGCUCGCCCAGGAUGUAUCAUUGAACUGGAUGCUAUCACAGAGCUACAUGGCAGGAAAACACAGUUAUUCCAUGUUUUUCAAGAAGACUUCAUUUUAAAUAACCAGGAGAAGGAAAUACCUGAAAAGAAGAACUAUUUGUCAGACUCUGGAAACCAGCAGAAUAGAUUCUCUGAAAAAUUCUACUUAAUAGUAGUGGAGUAUACUCAAAACCAUUCAUUGCUGCAUAUGUGGCAUUUACAUCUGAAGUCAAUUCCUGUCUCAGUAGAUGAAAAGAUAGAUUCAAAUACACCUGAAUCAGCAACACAAACAGACGAAGUAUAUUCUUCACCAGAUCUAGAGACGAUCCAAUCACCUUUCACUCAAAAGUAUCAGGCCUGUAGAGCAAACCUUCAGAGCACCAGCUGGCUUACCCUGUCUUCCAAAAUGGUAUAUAGUCAAAAGUUGAAUUUGCCAGAAGGAGUAGAGAUAAUAAGUGUGAAGCCAUCAGCAGGGCAUCUGAGUUCUUCUUCCAUAUAUCCUGUUUGUCGUGCACCGUAUCUGCUGGCUACGUCAUGCUCUGAUGGAAAAGUUCGAUUCUGGAGAUGCAGGGUUACUACUGAAUCACUAGCUUCUUCCAUGCCAGAGUGUAGUGCACAAAGUGAUGUCACUUAUGUAUGGGAAGAAUGGCCAUUACUGAUUGAGGAUGGGCUUCUUAGUAGUAGUGCUAUAAAUGUUCCAGGAAGGCCAACUGAAGUUAGUUGUGCGCACACAAACAGAUUAGCAGUAGCAUAUAAGCAGGUAACAUCUAAAAAUAGUAAUCUUUCUCAAGAUUCUGUAAUGCAUGUUAGUAUUUUUGAAUGUGAAUCUACAGGGGGUUCUUCCUGGAUUCUAGAACAGACUCUUCAUUUAGAUGAGAUAGGCACCAUAUUAGACUCAGGUGUUAGUAUUGAUAAUAAUUUAGUGGCAUAUAACCGACAAGAUGUUUCUCUGUCUCAUGGUUCGAAUAUUAUGCCCAGCACCAAGCACUUGGUACACUUAGACUGGAUGUCUAGGGAAGAUGGUUCACAUAUUCUAACAGUGGGAAUUGGAUCCAAACUUUACAUGUUUGGUCAGCUGUCUGGGAGAAUGCAAGAACAAAAUAGUAAGGAGAUUGUAGCAUUCUCACAUAGUGGCAGUGUGAAGGCUGCAACUCUUUCUGGGUUUGUUCCACUGCGCUGCGUUGACUUGGUUUCUUCUGUAGAGGGGUCGCCUCCUUUUCCAGUCUCCUUGUCUUGGGUGCGUGAUGGCAUUCUUGUAGUUGGAAUGGAUUGUGAAAUGCAUGUUUACUCCCAGUGGCAAUCUCCUUCCAAGCAGGAACUAGUUAGUACAGAUUCCUGCAGUGGAAGUAUGCCAUCUGUAACUGGCUUAAUGAAACAAAGCCUGUCAGCCAUCUCAAGUCUGCAUCCGCCAAAGCGAACGUUGACCAGAUCUAUGACCAGCCUUGCACAGAAACUUAGUGGGAAAAGAUCUGCCUAUGAUCUUUCUACAGAAAUGGAAGAUUCUGGUCUUUUUGAAGCAGCUCAUACAUUAUCUCCCACUUUACCUCAGUACCAUCCAUACCAACUGUUGGAACUCAUGGAUCUUGGUAAAGUACGUAGAGCGAAAGCCAUUCUCUCCCAUCUGGUGAAGUGCAUUGCUGGAGAAGUUGUUGCUAUAAAUGAAUCUGAACCUAAUCAUGAUAAGAGGCUCAGGUCUCUGACUAUCAGUGCUAGUGGAAGUACUGCAAGAGAUCCCAAAACAUUCAGCAAAACUGAGACUACAGACUACAUUGAAAUAGACUCUGUUCCACCAUUGCCUUUGUAUGCUCUGCUUGCUGCAGAUGAGGAUUCAUCUCAUUCUUGUUCAGAGAAUUCUAAUAAUCAAAAUAAAAAAGAUAAGCCUAGUGACAAUUAUGAAGAUCUCUUUCAAAAUACUGCUAUAAGUACAGAUGAACUAGUUACAUUUGAUGCAGAUGAAGACAGUUCAAAAGUCAUUGAUCUUUCUCAAUAUAGCCCAACUUACUUCGGACCAGAGCAUGCUCAAGUUCUUUCUCGUCACUUGCUUCAUUCAAGCUUGCCAGGUCUGACUAGAAUGGAGCAAAUGUCAUUGAUGGCCUUGGCAGAUACAAUUGCCACUACCAGUACUGACAUUGGAGAAAGCAGAGACAGAAAUCAGGGUGGAGAAACUCUUGAUGAGUGUGGUUUAAAAUUUGUAUUGGCUGUUCGGCUUCACACAUUUCUGACAACUGCACUUCCUCCUGUACAUCGAGCUCAACUGCUUCACCAAGGUUUAUCUACUAGUCAUUUUGCCUGGGCAUUUCAUUCAGUAGCAGAAGAGGAACUCCUGAGCAUGCUUCCUGCAGUGCAGAAAGGAGAUCCAGCAUGGUCAGAACUCAGAGCGAUGGGUAUAGGAUGGUGGGUUCGGAAUAUCCACAGCCUGCGGAAAUGCAUAGAAAAGGUGGCUAAAGCAGCCUUUCAGCGAAACAAUGAUCCACUUGAUGCAGCCAUUUUUUACCUCGCAAUGAAAAAGAAGGCUGUGAUCUGGGGACUGUACAGGUCCCAAAAAGACACUAAAAUGACACAGUUUUUUGGAAACAACUUUACUGAGGACAGAUGGCGUAAAGCAGCAUUGAAGAAUGCUUUUUCUUUGCUAGGCAAGCAGCGUUUUGAACAUUCUGCAGCAUUUUUCUUGUUGGCAGGACACUUAAAAGAUGCAGUGGAGGUCUGCCUUGAAAAACUGAAUGACAUUCAGUUGGCUCUUGUAAUAUCAAGACUUUAUGAAUCGGAGUUUGAAGUAUCUAGUACUUACAAAUCUGUACUACAGAAGAGAAUUCUGGGAAGUGUGUGUCCUGGAAAAGAGAGCUCAGGAAACAUGCACUAUGACCCUUUUCUGCGAAGUAUGGCUUACUGGAUUUUGGAAGAUUAUAGCAAGGCUCUUAACACUUUAAUUAAACAUUCUGUUGAAGAUGAGGGAGAAGAUGGCUCAUCAAGUUGUAACCCUGCAGUGUUUAACUUCUAUAACUACUUAAGAACACAUCCUCUCCUGUUGAGACGUCAUUUUGGUUCUUCUGAUACAUCUUCCACACACAUUUGCCUAACAGUAGAAAAUGGAUUAGCUGACAAAAUCAACCUAGGCGAAAGACGGCUGUUUUUCACCACUGCAUAUGCUCAUCUAAAAGCUGGUUGUCCUAUGUUGGCCUUAGAAGUGUUAUCAAAAAUGCCUAAAGUUGUCAUGAGGUCGAAGUCAUCCUGUAGAUCCCCUAGUUUAAUGGAUACUAGUAAAGACUUCUCACCAUAUUCUCCAGUUAAAGAGUUGGAAACAAAAGACCAAUCUUCCAGUGUUGAUUGGUCACAGCCAGUGCUGAAUGGUCUAGGUUCCUCUUCAGAUUGUUCAUCAGGAAAACAUUCAAGUUCAACUCUUUCCUUUGAUUGGAGCCAGCCAUGUGUGGUAUUUGAAGAUGAGCACUUAAAACUACAGUCAGACAGUGAUGAAAGUGAGAGUGAAGAUUCUUCCCUGGUAAUGAAAGAGCUAAAACCUCUGAAGAAAACUGAAAAAUUACAUGAAACAAAUUCUAGCUACACAGAAUCUUUUAGUGUAGUUGAUGACACAGAUAUUCUAAGUCAAUCAGAAGAUAUAAUUUCAGCACAACUGAAGUUUAGAGCAUGCCUUAAAAUUCUUACUGUAGAGCUUCGUACAUUGUCCACUGGUUAUGAGGUAGAUGGUGGGAAGUUGAGGUAUCAGCUUUAUCAGUGGCUUGAAAGAGAAGUGGUAGCUCUUCAAAAGACAUGUGAUUAUAGUGUUGAAGUAGAAGACAGAGAGUCAGAAACAAGUGUGAUGCCAGAGGAAGCUAUGUUACAUGAGAACACUGAAGACUUAGCUGACCAGCAAAAACAUGUACUACAGAAAGAAAACUUUCAGAAAAGACGUCAGUGGCUCCUGAAAUACCAGUCUCUCCUAAGAAUGUUCCUUAGUUACUGUAUACUUCAUGGCUCUCAUGGUGGAGGUUUGGCAUCAGUCAGGAUGGAAUUAAUUCUGCUACUGCAAGAAUCUCAGCAGGAGCAGUCAAUACAGAUACCUUCCAGCCCUCUACCAGAGCAAAGUUCCAUACCUCUCCUAUUUGCUUGCACAGCUAGUGCCAAAACAGUGGUGGCUAAUCCGUUGUUACAUCUUGGUAACUUAACUCAUGAUAUAUUACAUGCCAUAAUAAACCUUGAUUCACCACCUCAUCCAGAUACUCAGAACAACAAAAUAUAUGUAAUGCAUACCUUAGCAGCGUCACUCUCUGCCUGCAUCUACCAAUGUCUUUGUGAUGGUCACAGCUACAGCUCAUUUCAAGCAAAUCAGUUCACUGGAACAGUGUAUCAGACAGUGCUAUUAACUCAGCGCCAUUCUCUAAGAACAGCAAGCUUAGAAGAAACAGUGACUCCUAAUACAUCACCUGCUCAGUGGCCAGGAAUAACAGCUCUGAUACAUCUCUUGAAUUCUGCUGGUGAGGAAGCCCAGCCAGGUCUCACAGUUUUACUCUGUGAAAUUCUAACUGCAGUCUACCUGAGUCUCUUCAUCCAUGGCCUAGCCACACAUGCUAGCAAUGAGUUGUAUAGAAUUAUGGCUCAUCCACUUAACAAUAAGAUGUGGUCUGCUAUCUUUGGAGGAGGAGCUCAUACACCCAGCAGAGGACAACUUCAAUUAAAGACAAAACCUGUUUCUUCCUCUGUAGAUGAUGGAGAGAAACAGCAAAAACAUUACAGGCUGUCAUCAAAAACAUCUCCGAAAGAGAGUUCACAGUUGCCUGCACUGCCAUCGGUAGAACAAGAAUCUCCAUCUUACAAAGAAAGAUUUAUUCCUCCUGAGCUUAGCAUCUGGGAUUAUUUCAUUGCCAAGCCUUUUCUUCCGUCACAAAGUAGAGUGGAAUAUGAUUCAGAAGAAAGUCAUGAAAGUGGCGAAGAUGAUGAAGAUGUUGAUGGAGAUGUGUUUGCAUCAAAUAGACAUAAUCAAGAGCAUUCAAAUUCAAAUUCAUACAGUUGGUCACUGAUGAGAUUGGCAAUGGUUCAGCUGGUACUUCACAAUUUGAAGACUUUCUACCCUUUGGCUGGACAUGAUCUUUCAGAGCUUCCAGUUAGCUCCCCGAUAUGCCAUGCAGUUUUGAAAACACUACAGCGCUGGGAACAAGUUCUUCUCCGACGUCUUGAGCUGUACGGGGGUCCACCUCAACAGUAUAUUUCUGUUCAUGCUUCUGAAGAUGUCCUAGCUGCUGGUCCUGCAUUGCUUCGCCAUAAAACUUUACUUGAGCCUACAAACACUCCAUUCAGGUCUAACAGUCAUGUUGCACUGUCAGUGAAGAGGCUCUGGCAGUAUUUGGUUAAACAGGAAGAAAUCCAGGAAACCUUUAUCAGAAAUAUUUUUACAAAGAAGCAAUGCCUAAAUGAGUCAUUAGAGGAGCACAAUGAAACCAUGAAAAAUUCUGUGGUGGAGGAGCCCAUCAUCAAUAAGAUAGAAACAGAUAUGGGAUACCCAGGAGGCAAGGCAAGAAUAAUCCAUAAAGAGUCUGACAUCAUUACUGCUUUUGCAGUCAAUAAGGCUAAUCGGAACUGCAUUGCAAUAGCAUCGAGUCAUGACAUACAAGAAUUAGAUGUUUCUGCAAUUUUAGCUACGCAAAUCUAUACUUGGGUUGAUGAGGAUGUGGAAAUAGAAAAUAAAGGGACUGAUGAUUUCUUAGUUAUACAUGCUCGUGAUGAUCUGGUAAAUGUUCAGGGAACCACUCCCUAUACUCAUAGUAGUCCCGGCACACCUAUCAAUAUGCCUUGGCUUGGUAGUACACAAACUGGCAGGGGUGCAUCUGUGAUGCUCAAGAAGGCUAUUAAUAACGUCAGAAGAAUGGCUUCUCAUCCAACAUUACCAUAUUACCUGACCGGUGCUCAAGACGGUAGUGUAAGAAUGUUUGAAUGGGGUCAUGCACAGCAAAUCACAUGUUUUCGGUCUGGUGGCAACUCAAGGGUAACUCGAAUGAGAUUCAACUACCAAGGAAAUAAGUUUGGAAUUGUUGAUGCUGAUGGAUACAUAAGUUUAUAUCAAACAAACUGGAAAUGUUGCCCACUUACUGGAACUUCACCUAAACCGUAUUUGACAUGGCAGUGUCAUAAUAAAACAGCCAAUGACUUUGUUUUCAUCAGUUCAUCAUCUUUGAUAGCCACAGCAGGAUCGUCUUCUGACAACAGAAAUAUUUGCCUUUGGGAUACUUUGGUUUCACCUACAAAUAGCUUGGUGCAUGCUUUUAUCUGUCAUGAUAGUGGAGCGACUGUGUUAGCAUAUGCUCCAAAACAUCAGCUGUUAAUCUCUGGAGGCAGAAAAGGCUUUACAUGUAUAAUUGAUCUUCGACAAAAACAGCAGCAACAGUUACUCCAGAGUCAUGAUUCUCCAGUCAAAGCGAUUGCUGUUGAUCCCACGGAAGAGUAUUUUGUCACAGGAUCUGCUGAAGGCAACAUAAAGGUAUGGAGUCUGUCUACAUUUAAUCUUCUUCACACUUUCAUCAAUGAGCAUGCUCGACAGUCUCUCUUCAGAAACAUUGGGACAGGAGUCAUGCAAAUUGAGACAGGACCAGCGAAUCACAUAUUCUCCUGUGGUGCUGAUGGAACAGUAAAGAUGAGGAUCUUGCCUGAUAGAUUAAGCCCUUUAAAUGAUGUGUUAAAAAAUGAUGUGAAAUUUAUGAUGUAAUAUUUUUUCUCAGAACAGUGUAUAACAUUCCCCGUCUACCAUCCCUGAAAGUACUUUUCCUGGAACUAGCCAACAAAGCAGAUACACAAUGAUAGCUUGUGCCAGAAAGAUGCACUUUUUGGGUUUUUUUGCCCCCAUAUUUAUUACCUGAAGCUUUUAGUC